Messenger RNA from Prorocentrum cordatum, 1067 nucleotides. Lineage: Eukaryota; Dinophyceae; Prorocentrales; Prorocentraceae. The record is from the annotation of a GenBank genome assembly.
GCGGAGCGGAGGCGCCCGGCAGCGCGCCGCGGGGCGCCGCCGCCGCGGCCGCCCGCGCGCUGCGGGAGCUCGAGGCGGCCGUGCCGGGCCUGCGGUCUGCCGCCGCCUCGGCGCGGCGGGCGCUCGCCGCGGGCUCGGCGGCGAGCUCGACCUGGAUUGCGGGGGCGCGCAACUUCUCCAGCACGCUCCACGGGGAGACGCUGCACACCCUGCGGGCGUUCCGGGUAGCUGCUGGCUGGGACCCGGUGCCCGUCGCGAAGCCCAGCGCGGGCGCCAGAGUCGCCGCCGCAGCACCGUGGGCGAUCACGCUGCUGUCCCUGUGCGUGUCGGGCUUCCUCCUCGUGGAGCGGGGCACCCUGCAGGUCCCCGUGGGCCUGCAGGACGCCGUGGCCGGCAUCUCGCAGUACACGCCCCAGGGGCCCGCGCCCUGGGGCUCCAGCCUCUCGCAGAGCGGGGCGCCGGCGGCGGAGCGGGCCGCGGCGGACGCCGGCUCGGCGAGGGCGCUCGCGGAGCAGGACGCCAGCUCCGUGAUCUCCGCGGUGACCUUCGGGGCCUUCCUGGCCACGGCGGGGGUCUUCGUCCACCUCGAGGUCCAGCGCGGAGCGGCCUGGUCCCUCCGCCUCGCGGCGGCGCUGCGGCGCUCCUCCGAGCUCGCCCGCCCGCACCUGCGGCCCGCGCGGCUGCUCCUGGGGCGCGCCGCCCGCGCGGCCUCCCGCUGGCUGCCGCCGCUCCCCGCCGGCGCGCGCGCACGCUGCCGCGGCGCGGCGGCGCGGCUGCAGGCCGCGGCCGCGGGCGUGCGCGCGCUGCUCGCGGAGGCGGCCGGCGGCGCGCGGGGCCGGCGGCCGCCGCGGCCGCGCGUGGCGCCGUGGCGGAGCGCGCAGAAUGCGGGAGGCGCUGCUGCGUUCGGCGAGGACGAGCUCAAAGACUACAAUCGGGCGCACCGGAAGGUCUUCCGCAGGCAGGCCGAGGGCGUCAUCGUCGUGGAGGAGUGCAUGAGCGCCAGGUGCGGCAACAGGCGGUUGACACCAUCGCCUGGGCCCCAGAUCGAAGAUCUCGGUCCAGCGUGA